AUGCAGGACAUGAACAUCACUCUGGUCAGUGAGUUCAUCCUGGUGGGCUUCCCCACAGCCCCGUGGCUGCAGGUCCUGCUCUUCUUCCUCUUCCUUGUGGUGUAUCUGCUCAUUAUAGCAGAGAAUCUUGUUAUCAUGUUCACUGUUUUGGUCACUGGCUCCCUCCAUAAGCCCAUGUACUAUUUCCUGAGUAGCAUGUCCUUUCUAGAGAUCUGGUAUGUGUCCGUCACAGUGCCCAAGAUGCUGGAUGGAUUCCUCCUGCAGAGGCGGCGCAUCUCCUUCGCAGGCUGCAUGACCCAGCUCUACUUCUUUAUCUCGCUGGCCUGCACAGAGUGUGUGCUCCUGGCAGCCAUGGCCUAUGACCGCUACGUGGCCAUCUGUCACCCUCUCCAAUACCCUGUCAUCAUGACCACAGCUUACUGCGUGCAGCUCAUGGCCCUCUCCUACGUGAGUGGUUUCAUGGUUUCUGUUGUGAAAGUCUAUUUCAUUUCUCAUGUCGCUUUCUGUGGCACCAAUGUCAUGAACCACUUUUUCUGUGACAUCUCACCAAUCCUCAAGCUGGCAUGUAAGGACAUGUCCACAGCUGAGUUGGUAGACUUCGCUUUGGCAAUUGUCAUUCUUGUUUUUCCUCUGAUCACCACAGUCCUCUCUUAUGUCUACAUAGUGUCCACCAUUCUGCGUAUACCCUCCACCCAGGGGAGGAAGAAGGCCUUCUCCACCUGUGCAUCCCACCUCACUGUGGUCAUAAUUUAUUACACUGCCAUGAUUUUCAUGUAUGUCCGGCCCAGGGCUAUUGCAUCCUUUAAUUCAAACAAACUAAUCUCAGCUGUGUAUGCAGUGCUCACGCCCAUGCUCAAUCCUUUCAUCUACUGCCUGAGGAACCAGGAAGUCAAGAACGCAAUCAAGAAGACCUUAGGGGGUGGCCAGGGCUUCCUGCUCAGAUAA
Messenger RNA from Jaculus jaculus (lesser Egyptian jerboa), 945 nucleotides. RefSeq names its product olfactory receptor 6-like. NCBI's taxonomy places the organism in Eukaryota, Metazoa, Chordata, Mammalia, Rodentia, Dipodidae. Gene Ontology annotation, cellular component: membrane. Gene Ontology annotation, molecular function: G protein-coupled receptor activity; olfactory receptor activity. The coding region runs from base 1 to 945 and encodes 314 amino acids. The record is from RefSeq and is a predicted model, not a curated record. Gene Ontology annotation, biological process: G protein-coupled receptor signaling pathway. The transcript has a single exon.